UUGAAUAUGAUGCCACAAGCUUGGUGCACCUAUCUUUGGUCAGUUUUCCGGAUGCACUGUAUGUCCUUGGACACUACAGCAAUGCUUGUCUCUACAUGACAGUCAGAAGUCUUAGUAAGUCAGCCUUCCUCUUGUAUACAUCACUGUGACACAGAGAGUAUUCCUGUCAUCAUAUAAAAAUACGAAACUCAAAAUUUGCUACUUUGUCAGCCUGUAUCUUACACAGCGGUGAAUGCUGACGAAGGUACGGUGGUUGUUUUAUUACUCCUUUUGUAACAGUGUGCAUUAUUUUUGACUAACCAAGUGUGAAUUUUUCAUGAAACUGUGGAAUUUUCUAAUAUUUAUUUCUACUGUUACACAAAAACAACUUUCUUAGAGGAGCUCAAAAUGGUCUUUGACCUCACCCCUUAGGGAUCCAAGUCUUUGUUCGUCAUCUUCCAGAACCCCGGUGACACUGUGUUCUGGGAAAAGGUGACUGUUAAGGAGGCCUCUGUGUUUGUAUGAGAAUGUGCACAAAGUUCACUCAUGUGCACAGGUUGUGACUGUCUUUAAAAAUCUCUGUCUGGCUGAAUAGAAGGAAGCAGCUCUGACUUCCUCAGGAAAAGGGAAAAGGAAACAUGGGGCUUUGACCUCUCUGACGGCACCAGAGUCGUAAGACGACUGACAGCAGAGAGGGGUGGAAGCAGGGAAGGGUGGACACAUGUCUCCCUGUGGAAGGAGACAAAUCUGAAAUAAGCAGAGAGGAAUCUGGUACUGACAAAACGUGGCCUGGGGUUUGACUUUUGGGAUUUGCGUGGAGAUGAAACGUCUCCUCAGAGCCCUCGGCGCUCUGCUCUGCUGCUCGAUGUCCUUGUCAAAUACUCUGGAUCCUGAUGGGAAGAACGUCUGCCAGAAUAUCAGUGAACCAUCCAAACUGGUGUGUUGCACUGGAUGGCGUCAGGCGGGAAGAGAGUGCACCAUACCUGUGUGUGAGGGUGAGGAUGCCUGCCUGAAGGACGAACUGUGUGUGUAUCCCGGAGUGUGUCGCUGCCCACCGGGCUACUACGGUGCUCACUGUAAAACCUCCUGCCCUCCUGAGUUUUGGGCACCAGAUUGUCGUGAGGUGUGUAAGUGCUACCCACACGGCCGAUGUCACCCUGUCACCGGCCAAUGCACCUGCAACGCAAACCGCUGGGGUCCGCUGUGCCAGUUCCCUUGCAAGUGCACUCGCCACGGACGUUGUCACCCUCUGCACGGAAACUGCAGCUGUGAUGAAGGCUGGUGGACGCCAACCUGCUCCAAACCAUGCCACUGUGCCAGUGGGGGCUCAGUGAGCAGUGCAUGUGACCAGCUAACAGGCCGGUGCCAGUGUUGCCAGGGGUACUGGGGGCAAAAGUGUUUUUCCCCUUGCAAGUGCUACCUGUCACCAUGCCAUCAGAGGACUGGAGCAUGUGAGUGCCUGGAAGGAUGGUGGGGGCUAAGCUGUAACCAGCCCUGUAACUGUGACCUGGCACACAGCAGCUGUGACCCGGCUGAUGGACAAUGCCUUUGUCAGCCAGGCUACCAUGAUGUCUACUGUAACCGGUCCUGUGAAGCUGGAAAGUAUGGCAGAGGGUGUAACAUGAGCUGUGGACACUGCAAAGACGGCCAUCGCUGUUCUGCCACCGAUGGUGUGUGUGCCGCCUGUAAGCCUGGUUGGAACAAUACACGAUGCGACCGCCCUUGCCCGGCUGGCUAUUACGGAGAAAGGUGUGGCAAGAUAUGCCCACACUGCAGGAACAAUGAGCCCUGUGAUGCAGAAACUGGGAACUGUCGGAGGUGUGACCCUGGGUGGACUGGGCCCAGGUGUGAGGAGGUCUGCUCUGACAGGAUGUAUGGUGAUGACUGCAGCUUCCGGUGUAGCCCUUGUUACCAUGGUAACUGCCAUCAUGUGACAGGAAGAUGUGUCUGUCAGGCUGGUUUUCAGGGAGAGAGUUGUAACAGCAGCUGUCCUGCGCUGCAGUAUGGCCUCAACUGUUCCUCUGCCUGCGACUGUGGCGAGGGUAUCAGCUGCCACCCAGUCACUGGCACCUGUCUCAGCAGUGGCCGUGGUGCUCUGUUAGCGGGGGUGCUGGUUCCUUUGCUCCUGGUGCUCCUUGCGGUGUUAUGCUGCUGUUUGUGCUGUGGUGGAAGCCCCACUGAUAGCAAAGAUAGGGUGACAGUUGGUGAAGGAGACGUGUUAGCAAGGAUGAAAUAUCAUGUCUACAGUGUCCUCGCUAACAUUGGUGCUGCCCUCCCUUGUGUCUCUGAUUGGUCCUCGGGGCUGCCUCGCGUCACUGUAUCUCACCAUGAUCCAGAGGUAACCUUCAACCACAGCUUCAUUGAGCCACCAUCAUAUGGAUGGGUGACUGAGGGGUCGUCCUUCGACAGUGACGAGGAAGAGGGAGAGGCGCUCUAUUGUGUUCCUCCAAGAGAAGACAUUCCAGCAGUGGCUGGUGGUGAGUUCCAGGAGAUGGCCUCAAAAUGUAACAUGUUCUUAGACCCUUCAGGCUUCAGCAACGAAGACAUCGCUUCACCCUUCAACAUCCCACGUACCUCCAGCAUUGCCAAGUCCAAGCGACCAUCAGUUUCCUUUGCCCAGGGCACCCGUUUCAGCCCUAAGGAGAGGCGUGGCUCAGCUCAGGACUCCAGCACCCUCCCUGGACACCUUCGUACCAAACCUAAGUCUACCUGGGGGGCACUGAUGCUCUCAGCUCUCCAAAGUCAGGCAGGAACAGCUAAAACUGGGGAGGAAGGUGCACCUGAAGGUGAGAAGAGGGAGGAUGGGGUGGAUGGAGAGGAAAUGGACAACCAGGAAUCAAAUUGCGAGGCAGCAGAUUUGGAAAAUGGGCAUGCCACUUCACAGGUACCUGUGAGAUCAGGACAAAGAUGUACCACAUCCAACACUGCUGCUCAUAAAGGAACACCAGUGCCUGGACCAGCCUGUGAUGCUCAGGUUGGGAUCUCAGAUAAGGUCACCACAGUCUACGUGACCGUGGGGAAGGCAGGUCGACCUGUGUCGAAGGUAGAGUCCUUUUCUGAAAGCCCUGUUCAGGCUAUGCUGCGGCGACUUGGCAGCCUUCAGAGACAAAGGGAGCAGGAGUCUGACAGACCCAAGAAUAAAAGCACUGAAGGGAUGAUGAAACCACCCAGGAGGAAGCUUGGAGCUCGGGCAAGUAUGUGGGAGCAGGGAAGACAUUCUGGAGAGGUUCGUGUGUGCAAGCCCAUCAGGAAGAAGCAUGCUUCCUUCAACUCCUCUGACACAGUGGAUGCUAAAGACGCACCACCAUCUGAGACUGGAACGCCAACAAGGCCACUCUCAUCCAUUUUGAAGAACAUCCCAGCAGUGGUUCCAGCAGACUCUGGAUUAGACCUGAAAGCAGAAGAAGCCAAUGGCCAGGGCAGUGCUUUCUGUACGGGACAAAUGGAGGCCAACUACCUGACUAUAGGACCCGCAGCGGAUAGUUCAAAUCUCACUCAGGACAUCACUGAUGACGGUGCAGAACCGAACUAUGAAAACGUCUUCAUUAAACCCCCACAGCCUCUGACAGACCGCAGAGGGUCUGACUCAAAUACAGACGCAUGAUAGUCCAAUUCUGACUGUAUUAGUAUUAAUAAUAACAAAGGAAACUCUAUACAAUAACUGUAAACCUCUUUGUACUUUUGUUCAAAUGUACCUAAAAAAAAAAGUAAAGUAUGUUGUAUUACAUUUACCAUUGGAGUAAUGAAGCAUGCUACACAAAAUCGUCUUUUCUAAAGAAAAACUCAGGCUUUGCAUCUCUAAAUCAUGCUGUUUAUUCAAAUUCUUUGAUAACAGCAUUUUAUGAUGAAUUUGCCUUAAUUUCUAAGGAUUACAAUGUAAAAUCUGAAUUUCAAAGAUAAAUGAUACAAAACGCCCCUGUGAUGUAAUCAUCAUACUAUAAUUUGAGAUGUAUUUGUGUGUUUGCUCCAGAUCCUUUGGAUUUCCACCUAAUGUGGAUGAAAGAAGACACUAGAAUUGCCUUUUAAAGGGUUUGUUUUGGCAAAAGGUCUUGGUCAUUGAGGUUAAAGGUCAAAAUUUUAGUUUGUCUGUUUCUUCCUCUCUUUUUAUUGUAUGGUUGUUAUUUUUAUUCAUGUUUUAUGGCUUUUAAUUUUUGUUUUAUUUUGUUUACAAUUUUAUGUGAAUUAUGUCUUUUAUAGUUUUGUUUUGUUUUUUUUGUACAGUGCUUUGGUCCACUGUGGUUGUUUUAAAGUACUUAAUAAAUUUGGUUGGUUAGUUGUUCCUCCCA
This is a messenger RNA of Thalassophryne amazonica, 4265 nucleotides long. RefSeq names its product scavenger receptor class F, member 1 (gene scarf1). The coding region runs from base 800 to 3583 and encodes 927 amino acids. The record is from RefSeq and is a predicted model, not a curated record. The transcript is spliced from 11 exons. NCBI's taxonomy places the organism in Eukaryota, Metazoa, Chordata, Actinopteri, Batrachoidiformes, Batrachoididae. Gene Ontology annotation, molecular function: scavenger receptor activity.